Aethina tumida (small hive beetle) is the source of this 4215-nucleotide messenger RNA. RefSeq names its product RING finger protein nhl-1. Gene Ontology annotation, biological process: proteasome-mediated ubiquitin-dependent protein catabolic process; protein polyubiquitination; negative regulation of translation. The record is from RefSeq and is a predicted model, not a curated record. Bases 380 to 4129 code for a protein of 1249 amino acids. NCBI's taxonomy places the organism in Eukaryota, Metazoa, Arthropoda, Insecta, Coleoptera, Nitidulidae. Gene Ontology annotation, molecular function: ubiquitin protein ligase activity; zinc ion binding; protein binding. The transcript has 8 exons.
GAAUGAGCUGAUAAUUUCUCCGAGACCUAUUUCAAAUAGCCACAAAGUUGGCAGCUCAAACACAGACGAACGCCGGCUCUGGCCGCCGUCACCUACAGUUCAUCCGGUGCCGCCGCCAAGGAGCACCAGUUCGUAGUGCACCACACCGCCGAAUCAAUUAAUUAAACCGCCACCAUUUUGGCGGCAAGUGAACCGUUCGACAUACAGUGGAGACGAAGUGUGAGUUUGGCUUUUUCUGGGGCUUGUCGGGAAUACAAACGAACCAUAAAAAAGAGAAGUAGGUAGUUUCAAGCCCUUAGGGGCCUCGGAUGACGGCAGUCUUUAGCAAAACGAAGAAACAGAUUGACUAAUCACGAAUCGACUAAUACGCGACUGAAUAAUGGAACAAUUCGAGCAACUACUCACGUGUGCCAUUUGCUUAGAUAGAUAUAGGAACCCAAAGCUUUUGCCAUGUCAACACAGCUUUUGCAUGGAACCAUGCCUUGAAGGAUUAGUAGAUUAUGUCAGAAGACAGGUGAAAUGUCCAGAAUGUCGAGCCGAACACAGGAUACCGUACCAGGGCGUGCAAGGCUUCCCCACGAAUGUCACCCUGCAAAGAUUCCUCGAGUUGCACAUAGAAAUCACCGGGGAACUCCCCGACCCCACCAGCGGGCAAGUGAUGGAACGUUGCAAUGUGUGCUCCGAAAAAGCUUACUGCAGCUUUUGCUCACACUGCGACAAAAAGAUCUGCGAAGAGUGCAAGGGUGCCCACAUGGAAAUCCUUAGAAGAGAAAUCACUAGAAUCAACAAUCAAAUUAGGAGGGGUAUUCACAGAUUACAAGAUACCCUCUCGUUGGUAGAGAAAAACGCCCAAAGUAUACAAACCAAUUGUUUGUCGGUGGGCGAGGAAGUGGAAGAAAUUUACAGGAGGCUCAACAAAGCCUUGAAGGAUCGUACAGAUUAUUUAAGAACGGAAAUCGGUAAAUAUCUAGGCACUGAGCUAAGAAGUUUAACGACACUUAAAGACAACCUAGAACAAGAAAUAUCCAACAUAUUGAGCAACUGCGACUUGGCAGACAAACACAUGCAAGAAGGCUCCGGUGAUAUGUGGGAUGAUUGUGAGCUUAUGGACACCAAAGAAAUAUUCUUAAAGACAGUGGAGUUCAUCAGAAACUUCGAAUAUGAAAACGCAGACUACAGCAGAAAAGUUCGCUUAGUCUUAGCACAUGAUCCCAACCAACUAGUCUUACAUGUGGCUGGAUUCGGUGACUUAAACAUUGCCAGCAGUCACUUGAAUCCAGGUUUGCUAACGCCAAGUCCAGGUCUGAUGAGAUCCAAGAGCGACCACAGAUUGGCCGCACAAUUUAAGCAUAACCAAGAGGGUGGUUAUGACAGAGGUUACGGUGAACAGGAUGAACCUUUGCUUGGUGGCAGGAAAUUUGGGGAGCGCAGAAAGGAGCCUACGACCGACCGAUACGGGGACCGGUAUGGCAGAGGUGGAAACGACUACGGCGAUGAUUACGAUAACGAUUCAAGACCUCCAAGAUCUCGUUACAGCCGUUACAGGCGACGUAAUGCCGGAGACGAUGACUCCGACAACGAACAGCCCGCAAGAACCACUGCGGCCCACAAAAACGAAAGAGAACGAGUAUUUGAUACUGAGGACGCCUCCAGAGGACCCCUCAGUGGUAUCACACGUUUGGCGGACUCGCCACGUGUUAUGAAAAAACUUCAAGACAAUGAGAGUGGAAAAAAAAAGGAGAAGGAAAACCCAACUCCUCCACAACCUGCCCCUCAGCCAAAACAGCCGGCCCCAAAGAGACCCCCGCCACCAGCAACUAGACAAGUGAGCGAGGAAGACGAAAUAGCUAGAAUUAAGAAACAGAAUAAAGCCACCACCUCUACGGAAAGUGCUGAAACUAGACCAGCCGAACGUACUACCACUGAAGAGCGUCACAGCGCUCAAAGGAAAACCCCCGCCCCCGAGGCGGCCUCCAGCACCGAAGAAACCGACGAAUCCGUCGGUUCACUGCAGCAGACCCAGCGCAAAACCGCUGCCAGCAAAACCGCCACCGCCCAAGCGACUCGAAGAGCUUCCGAUUCGGGUCAUAAAAAAUCCGCGAGAUCAGCGAGUUCCGAUUCCAAUACGUCGACGGAAUCGUCGAGCGGUUCGAGCAGUGCCAUCAGAGGCACUGGCGCUCCGUUUACCACGGAAGAAGUUAAGCAAAAAUAUUUGGCUAGGGGGAAUAACGACACGACUGAUACGAGAUCGCGUCUUUCGUCCACGGGAUCUAAUAAAGAAGCUGCUCAUAAGCCUUUCCAGAGUAGAUUCCUGCCAAACAAGACUACUACACCUACGCCUGCGCCUGCUAGUAAGGAUGAGGAGGAGACUGAGUCCAGUUCUGAAGAAGAGACUGACUCUAGUGAAUCGGACGAAGAAACCAAGAAAACGGACAAUAAAGAAAUGGCAAAGUCUGACAUAGGGCCGUUGUUGGCUAGAAGUGCCCAUGCUAGAGAUGGCAGUGUAGAUAACGAUCGUAGAACAAGUAGUAGACCGGACUCUUACAGCACCAGAUCCAAAUAUACGACACAAAAAGAGGAGUCGCCCAAGUAUACAAGGACAAGACCUCCAGUACAAGACGAAGAACCGAGAUACGGUUACACGAGUAGAUUCUUAAACAAAAGCAAGUCCUCAGCGGCCAUCGCAGCCGAUGACGACGAUCAUUCUCUAAGUGAAGACAAAUACCCCACAAGCCGGUCAAGAUACAUGGCGAUGAAAGAACGACGUCAAAGACUCGCGAGAAGUAAAAGCAGUCAGCAAUUCGGCGACGACGACGACAACGACGAACCAGUGUCACCGACCACUUCCAAUCCUUCCGCCUAUCUGGCGUCGCGUGGUUACGGCUCCGCAGGAUCAUCAAGUCACGAUCUUGCACGCAGCCGAUCUACUCACGCCCUGAAAUCCCGCGACAACUCGCCGGACAGGUCGACCGGCACCGAAAAGGACGGCGCCGCCCUGAGUUCAUGGGCACGCUAUUUGAAGAACAAGUAUGGCAAUCGCAGCGGAGCCAAGGAUAAAGACUCGGGCGGUGCGUCGUCGCUGACGCCAUCGUCCAGCAGUUCGGCUACGGCGAGAAGAUUGUCCCUAGGUUUGCCUUUGAGAUCGUCGACGGAGCUUGCCAGUUCAGACGACGAUUCAAAAAACAUGCAAGGCUCCCCCACUACCCCUACAGCAGUUACGGCGGCGGUAGCAGCCGGUAUCGCAGUGGCAGCGGCAGGUACAUCCCCUAAAGGGCAGUACUUGCAGAAAGGCCAACAGCUGUUCGAAAUCGGUAGUCGGGGGAGCGAAGCCGGAUGCUUCACGUGGCCACGCGGCGUCGCCGUAGGCCCGGACAACUCCAUCGUCGUGGCAGACUCCUCGAAUCAUCGUGUCCAAGUGUUCGACUCUAAUGGUCGUUUCCUGAAGGAAUUCGGUCAGUAUGGCAGUGGAGACGGCGAGUUCGAUUGCCUCGCCGGAGUGGCGGUCAAUCGUAUUGGCCAGUACAUCAUUGCUGAUAGAUACAACCAUAGGAUACAGGUGUUCGAUCCUUCAGGCAGAUGGUUACGGUCGUUUGGUAGCCAGGGAACUUCCGAUGGAAGAUUCAAUUAUCCAUGGGGCAUAACCACAGAUGCCUUAGGCUUCAUCUACGUAUGUGAUAAGGAAAACCACAGAGUGCAGGUUUUCCAAUCUGAUGGUACAUUUGUGGGAAAAUUCGGAACCAUGGGCUGCAAAGAAGGACAACUGGAACAUCCCCAUUACAUAGCAGUAUCUAACACCAACAGAGUAGUCGUGUCCGAUUCCAACAACCACAGAAUCCAAAUCUUCGACGUAAACGGCAAAGUGAUAACCACUUUUGGCACGGAAGGCUCAGACGAAGGCCAAUUCAAGUUCCCACGUGGCGUAGCUGUGGAUGACCAGGGCUACAUUUGCGUGGCGGAUUCGGGCAACAACAGGAUACAAAUAUUCCAGCCCGACGGUACAUUUUUGAAAGCCUUCGGAUGCUGGGGACUGGGAAAAGGCGAGUUCAAAGGACUCGAGGGCGUGGCCAUGACACAAAACGGACAUAUCCUGGUGUGUGAUCGGGAGAAUCAUAGGAUUCAAGUGUUUUGAAAUUUUCAUUAAUUUUUAAUCUUGUCUAAUUUUUUUCAAUUCACAGUGUGUUAACUUACAAUCAAUAAAAUAUUUGCAUUUCUUUA